AUGCAGUCGCGACUCGAUGAUGCGCCUUUGAUGAACUCACUAUCGACUUGGUCUCGACAGCGAGGGGAUACUACUAGUAUGGCUACAACGGGUGCCGGUGAGGCUUUGAGGUAUCAAAGGAGUAGAAGGAGCAACGGGAGAGGUACUGCUACUCAACGCACUAUCAUCGCUCCCCGCACCACUAAUCGUAGGCGUAACACUCCCCUUUCUCCUCACUCCGUUCCCAAGCAUUGCCGUAAACCAAUAAUCAUAACGUCCUCGAAUGAUGUCUCAGCCCAUAUCCGCGGAGGCAGGUUUGAUGAGCUUGAGGGAUUGAUAUCCAUUCGUGGGGACAUGGAUGUCCACGGAGCAUUUGAAAUCGUCUUCCUGGAAGUAUCCAGACCAAGAAAAACCCUCAACAUCGCCACGCCUCUUCAAUCGCGUUUCUCACGAAUUGUGAUGUCCAUCUAUCAAUCCACGCCCUGCAAGUACACGUUGAAUGGGCGGUGUUGGUUACUUUGGAAGGCGCUUCGUGCGCUUGGCUUUGCAGAACGAAGGAGUGACUGGCAAAGGAGCGAGUUCGAAUGGCUUAAAGCAGGUGGAGGGCCGUCAUUGACCGGGGACAUCUACGAGAAGCCAUUGCAUUUCAAGAUGAACAGCGUGAUGGCCGCUCCGCAGGGGUCGAAUAUUGGACUGUGGAAGACAUGCGACUUCUUCUUGAAAUCGGCCGAAUUGUCAGUACCUGCGAUCCGAUGUAAGCACCUUCUUCAAUAUCCGCUCGAUAUCAUUUUGGUAGUGAGGCGCUUACUUCUGUCCCUAGUUGUGGCGGUAAAACACAACAGAGAGAAGCAGCACCACCGCACAGGGGAUCUCAAGGGCGUUGAAGAGGCUAUGUCGAUGUCGUCCGUCGUUGACAUGAGGGAACGUCGGGUGAGGACUCGUAGUCUCCUGGCGAGGAGAGUUGGUUUAAGACAUAGAGGGAUUGCGGCAGAAGUGCCUAUGGCGCCAACUCACAACUCUCCAGACGGAAAAGAAGGCGAAAGUGGGACACGAGGGGUAUUAGCGCUGUAUGGCAUAUCGGCAGCUUCCUCCUCUUCAGAGAACCGGGAGGGUGUUGUAUGGGUGCCUGGAAUCAUGAAGCCGCUCGAUAACGUCCGUAACCUUCCUAUCCUCCAAAGAAUGAUCAGCGAAGAUGUCGCCUGGAUACUUCGAGAAAAGGAGAAUGGAAUGAGCCAUCCAGGCGAGUCAAAAGAUAUAGAAGAAAUUCACACCUUUUCUUUGGGCCUCCCAGCAAAGCUCGUUGUCGAAACCUCAGCCCCAUCGGCAUCUUUAGCCGCCCAGAGGAAGCCAGCUCCACCGAAAUGGGCCAUGUUUGUGGUGGAAUCGGGUGAAAGGGCAGAGGUAUUUGGAGACGAUGGAAACAAGUCGACGAUAGAGUGCAAGAUCCGAGAACUACUGUCAGACUGCACUCGUAGGGCAUCGGAUGAGGCAGCAUAUCCAUUCGUGGGGACAAAGACGUCCACGGAAGCCUUGGGCUCCCCUUCUUACUACCAACCCUCGCCGACGGCGUCUUCGAUCACGUUCCUCGCAAGUCUGUACGAUCGUUCAGGAGCUCCAAUUUUCGACUUCGGCAUCGACCUCGGACUUGAGGAGGUGCUUGGAUCAAAAGUUUUCCGGUCCGUUCGUAUUGCGGAUCCACCCCAGCUCGAAAAGAUCUGA
Laccaria bicolor S238N-H82 is the source of this 1698-nucleotide messenger RNA. RefSeq lists its product as uncharacterized. Bases 1 to 1698 code for a protein of 565 amino acids. Lineage: Eukaryota; Fungi; Basidiomycota; Agaricomycetes; Agaricales; Hydnangiaceae. The record is from RefSeq and is a predicted model, not a curated record. The transcript is spliced from 16 exons.